CAGGACAUGCAUAUGUUGGCUGAUCGCUAAUGACGAUACACUAAAUGUGUUUUUAAAAAAAAUAAAAGCGAUAAAUAGUUAAAAGUUUUUAAAAAUGGAUUUAGUAUACAGAGUACCAUUUUUGGUUCUUGAGGUACCAAAUUUAAAAUUAAAAAAACCAUCAUGGUUUGUUAAACCAAGUGCGAUGGUUGUUUUUUCCAUUAUUCUUUUAUCAUAUUUUAUGGUUACUGGAGGCAUUAUUUAUGAUGUAAUUGUGGAACCACCUAGUGUAGGAUCAACGACUGAUGAACAUGGGCAUACACGACCAGUUGCAUUUAUGCCGUAUCGCGUGAAUGGUCAAUAUAUUAUGGAAGGUUUAGCUUCUAGUUUUUUAUUUACUCUUGGAGGACUUGGUUUUAUAAUUCUAGAUCAAACACACUCACCUUCAACUCCAAAACUAAAUCGGAUUCUUCUGAUGAGCGUUGGUUUUAUUUGCAUUAUUGUAUCUUUUAUCACUUGCUGGAUUUUUAUGCGUAUGAAACUUCCCGGAUACUUCUAGUGGUAAAUGUGAAGACAAUUAAUUGUCUUCAAGAAUUCCGUGAACGAUUAUCAACGACAUUGGUGAGAUUUUACAUAUAUUCAUCGAUAUUGAUGACUAAAGAAAAAAGAUUAAUUAAUUAACUAUAAAUUUAAAUUAUUUUUCAUCAUAAUUUAACAUUUUAUGAAUAAAAUUUUUUUCAAAUUCUUCCCAUAUA
Molecule: messenger RNA, 734 nt
Organism: Microplitis demolitor
Lineage: Eukaryota; Metazoa; Arthropoda; Insecta; Hymenoptera; Braconidae
Product: oligosaccharyltransferase complex subunit OSTC
Exons: 4
Coding region: 95-538 (147 amino acids)
Cellular component (GO): oligosaccharyltransferase complex
Source: RefSeq, a predicted model, not a curated record